Messenger RNA from Jaculus jaculus (lesser Egyptian jerboa), 1756 nucleotides. It is a transcript of the gene Tmem44, whose product is annotated as transmembrane protein 44. Bases 217 to 1461 code for a protein of 414 amino acids. NCBI's taxonomy places the organism in Eukaryota, Metazoa, Chordata, Mammalia, Rodentia, Dipodidae. The transcript is spliced from 11 exons. The record is from RefSeq and is a predicted model, not a curated record.
AGGGUACCGUCGGCAGCUGUGGGGGAGAAAAAGGAGGAUGUAGAGAGGAGGAGUUCGGCGUGUUUGCGUCUUUCUUCCCGUCCUCCCACCCUUUUGUGCUGCAUCCCACUUAAAGCUCCGAGCCAGCAUCCGUGCGUCCCGGGGUCCCCAGCACCCAAGCGCUUCGCAGUGCAGUGUGUGUGCGUGCGUGCGUGCGUGUGAUGUCUGGCCGGAGACAUGCGGAAGAUUCGUGAACAGACAGGGUGCGCCUCACCGGGACGGAUUCUAUACCUGAGAUGUGCAAAGAAAUGUGAACAGGAUCAGUCCGCACUGUGUGCAGGCUGCUGCCUGCUGACCAGUCUUUGCGACACCGUGGGAGCCAUCCUGGCCAGACAGCUCACCAUUCAGGUUUUCACCGGUGCCUACCUAGCAGCUGUUGACAUCGUGAACUUCAUGUUCAUCCUCUUCCCAGUCUGUGGAUCCAAGACCAAGGCCAAGCCAGAGCGGGCCCCCCGGGAGAGGAAGAGGAGCAAGCGGCUCAGAACCAGCAUGUUUGUCCUGGCUCUGCCGCUAAGCCUGGGUUCAGGCUGGACUCUCUGGACCGCUGUCCCCAAGGCUUCUGGCCCAGUCCGAGGAGCUCAGCGGAGGCUGCUGGGUAGUCCGCUGCAGGAAAACCCUGAAGUCUUUGGCUAUGUGCUGGGUGGCAUCGCUGCCGUCGGCUCCUGGGCAUCUCGGAUCCCUCCAUUCUCCAGAAUCUGCCAGGGGAAGUCCUUCUUCUACAUCCUCCUGUGGACGCGGUUCCUAUCAGCUCUGGCUGGCCUCCUCUAUGCCUCGGCCAUUGUGGCCCAUGACAGGCAGCCCGAGUACCUGCUGCGGGCCACACCCUGGUUCCUGACUUCCCUUGGUGGAGCUGCGCUGGAUCUCGCUAUCAUUUUCCUGUCAUGUGUGAUGAAAAGCAGGAUGAGGCGAGCCUUCGGAUUUGCCUCUGAAGCCAGGGAGAGCCUUGACACCCAAUCCCUUCUGACCUGUGCAGAAAAAGAGGAAGAAACUUGGGAGGCUAUGUCCGAGUAUAAGAACUCAGACUGGGUGCCUCUCACCAGUUGGUCACACUGCAGGCCACUGAGGUCAAUGACGGCAGUCAGUCGGUACCUGGAGCUGACCAUUGAGCCUGUGCAGCAGACAGGCUGCAGUGCCAGUAGGCUGCCUGGGGAUGGACAGAUGAACACAGGCGAUGUCUCCCUGCAGGAGCCCCCCUCAUACCCUCCUGUUCAGGUCAUCCGGGCCCGAGUGUCUUCAAGCAGCUCCUCCGAGGUGUCUUCCAUUGACUCUGAUCUGGAGCAGAAGUAUUGGGAGGCCCUAAACUUGGAGCAGUGGGAUCCUGAAGAUGUGAAUCUUGAAAGGAACAAAGACAACACCGAGCUGUUUAGAUCACAGGUGCACAGGGCCUCCUUGGACCCAGUGAAAUUGACCUCUGAUGAUUAACAUCUUCAGGAACUAGUCCAUCAGCUCAGAACCCAAGGUCAGGCAUUCAUUUAUCACUGACCAAAUGGGGAUCACCCUACAGUGACACGGAGCAGGAAUUUGAGCUGCUGCCGAAGCUGCCCAGGGAAGUGAGGAGCCUGGAGCUGUCACUGAGCUUGGCUGGUCUACACCAGCGUUCAGAAUGGAGCGCAGGCUCUGGGGCCUGUGGGCAUAUCCUCACAUGCUCAGUUGAUUCUGACGAUGAGGAAUUCACAGGUGGACCCUGCUUUGCCACAAUAAACCUUCUUCCAAAGGA